UGAAGACACAUUUGUUUACAUACAGCAGCAAGUAUUGUUAACAAGAUAUUGAUAUUUUCGUUGGACAAGAUUAAAAUAUGGGAAAGGUUCGCAUCAUUGAGGUGAAAGAGGCAGAUGAGGAAAAUGUUAUUUCCUUUAAGGAUAUCGGCACCCAGCUGCUCUCUGCCUCUGCUCCAUUGGUGUGGAGUGGCAUGGAGGAAAAGAUGGCCCAGGUUUUCAUGCCCCGAAGCCUGCCGACCACCCUCGGCAAGCUGCCAUCGUCCCGCCUAGCCUCUGCUCCAUCCAGCCCCUCCUCUAACAAGUCCACCACCCCAACCAUGGCCGACGUCCCUCCAUCUCUGUCCUCUGCUGCAUCCAGCAGUCCCACCCCCAUAUUCUCCCCCGACUCCUCUCUGGAUGACGAUGACGUCCCUCCAUCCAUCCUCCAGCCAUCCCCAUCCGGACUUCCAUCCCAGUCCUCCUCUCCUCCUCCACCACCCAGCCUUCCUGCUUCCACCCUCAGCCUUCCUGCCUGCCUGCCCAGGCUGCCUUCCAUCCUUCCCUCCACCUCCACCACCACCACCCCACCCAGGCUGCCCCCAUCCCUGCCACCUGUGCCUGUGCCCUGCAAAGCCCGCCGCACCUUCUCCAGAUUGUCCCUCUUGGACACCCCCUCAUCUCUCCCCCCAUCCCACCUCGAGGCCACGCCGUCCAAUCUCCCCCCACUGGACCUCUCGGUCCUCCUGAAGGCACUGGGGGCCAGUAGCACCAGGGUCGCCCCUCUGCCUCCCAUCCAGGUCAGGCCACGUGAGGAGAGGGAGGACAUGGAGAGCGGUAUGGAGUCAACUGAGGAGUCAGAUGAUGAAAUGGCCACAGUUGUGGUGUGGUCAUGUGACCAGGACGUGGCGGAGGAGAGGUCAUGUGACCUGGAAGUGGUGGAGGAGGAACUGCAGGAGAAGAAGAAUAAGAUAAAGAACAGCAGCUUUAAGAGCAGGAUUAUCAACUUCUUCCGAAGGCUCAAUUGUUGCCACUGCUGCUGCGAAGCUGAUUAAACAACAACCAACGACCAAGAACACCCAGGACACUUUCCUCCCCCUCCCCCUCCCCC
This is a messenger RNA of Engraulis encrasicolus (European anchovy), 1087 nucleotides long. Its product is annotated as proline-rich protein 36-like. The coding region runs from base 78 to 1031 and encodes 317 amino acids. The record is from RefSeq and is a predicted model, not a curated record. NCBI's taxonomy places the organism in Eukaryota, Metazoa, Chordata, Actinopteri, Clupeiformes, Engraulidae. The transcript is spliced from 5 exons.